UAUUAACAUCUCAUAGCAAUUGGAAACGUUUGCGCGUAAUCAUGUCUACCGCACUCAGUUUGUUUUUGCUAUCAGUUUCAAUUAUGUAUAGUGACGCGGCUAAAAUACUGGCCAUGUUUCCAGUACCAUCAAUCAGCCAUCAAGUAGUGUUUAGACCUUACACUCAAGAAUUGGCUAGGAGAGGCCACCAAGUGACUGUUAUCACACCAGAUCCAGCCUUCCCGAAAGGAGGAACUCCAGCUAAUCUGACAGAAAUAGACGUUCAUGAUUUUUCUUAUGAAAUGUGGCAGUCUUUUUACAAAGUUACGUCGACUGGUGAAAAGGAUUUAAAUCAGCAAAUGACGACGGCGUUUACUAUUAUAGUGGAUAUUGUUGAGAUGCAACUGAAGUUGGAUGCGGUGCAGAAGAUUUUGAAGGAGGAGAAAUUUGAUUUGCUACUGGUAGAGGCUUGUGUGAAACCGGCGUUGGUGCUUUCCCAUGUGUAUAAGGUACCAGUGAUUCAAGUGUCGUCGUUUGGUCCUAUGAAUUUCAACGUGGAAACUAUUGGAUCAGCGUGGCAUCCAUUGCUCUACCCAGGGAUAUUAACUAAGCGUUCGGUUAAUUUAAGCAAAUGGGAGAAGCUUGAAGAAUUAUGGAACUUUUAUAGGAUCGAAAAUAUUUUGAAGGGUGUUGAAGAUUCGGAGAAUGAAAUGGCAAAACGAUUGUUUGGACCUGAUGUACCUACUAUGAGUGAAUUGAAGAAUAAUGUUCAUAUGCUGUUUUUGAAUGCUCAUCCGAUUUGGGAAGGGAAUCGUCCGGUGCCUCCUAGUGUUAUUUAUAUGGGAGGGUUACAUCAAAAACCUCAGAAAGAAUUACCUGCGGACCUCAAACAAUACUUAGACUCUUCAAAGAACGGCGUGAUAUACAUCAGCUUUGGUACAAACGUCCAGCCUUCACUACUACCACAAGACAGAGUUCAGCUGAUGGCCAAAGUGUUCUCUCAGCUGCCCUACGACGUGCUAUGGAAGUGGGACAAGGACGAACUGCCGGGACGCUCCAAGAACAUCAGGAUAUCUAAAUGGCUGCCGCAGUCUGAUCUUUUAAGGCAUUCUAAGAUCAAGUUAUUCAUAACACAAGGAGGUCUACAAUCAACAGAUGAAGCUAUAACUGCUGGAGUGCCUCUACUAGGAUUUCCAAUGUUGGGUGACCAAUGGUAUAAUGUGGAAAAAUAUGUCCAACAUAAAAUUGGAUUACAACUGGAUCUACUUUCAACGAAUGAAGAGGAAUUCAAGAAUGCUAUUAACACUAUUAUUAAUGAUGAAAGCUACCGAAAGAAUGUUCACAAGCUUCGCAGCGUGAUGUAUGACCAGCCUCAACCUCCUCUAGAGCGCGCCGUGUGGUGGACGGAGCACGUGCUGCGUCACGGCGGCGCGAGACAUCUGCGUGGACCUGCAGCCAACAUGUCGUGGGCAGAGUACCUCGAACUAGAAUUAGUAUUAAUUGUAUUAGGUACUAUCACUGGUAUCUUAAUAGUACUAUCAUUGAUAGCACACUACCUAUGGAAGUUUGUAAAGAUGCAAAUGAAAUAUAGCAAGUUAAAAGACAAUUGAUAGGUGUUAGUGAAGUAAGUUAUUUAUUAACCACCCUUUAAGGUGGAUUUGUGUGUAUGUUUAAAUGAAACAAAAAUAUGUAUUAAUAUUUUAUUUACUAGUAUAGAAACAACUGUGAUCAUUGUGUACAUAAAAAUAUACAAACAGAUAUUAUAAA
Messenger RNA from Spodoptera frugiperda (fall armyworm), 1746 nucleotides. Its product is annotated as UDP-glucosyltransferase 2. Gene Ontology annotation, molecular function: UDP-glycosyltransferase activity. The record is from RefSeq and is a predicted model, not a curated record. The transcript has 4 exons. The coding region runs from base 42 to 1589 and encodes 515 amino acids. Lineage: Eukaryota; Metazoa; Arthropoda; Insecta; Lepidoptera; Noctuidae.